This is a messenger RNA of Truncatella angustata, 1280 nucleotides long. RefSeq lists its product as uncharacterized. The transcript is spliced from 2 exons. The record is from RefSeq and is a predicted model, not a curated record. Gene Ontology annotation, molecular function: oxidoreductase activity. The coding region runs from base 141 to 1130 and encodes 329 amino acids. Lineage: Eukaryota; Fungi; Ascomycota; Sordariomycetes; Amphisphaeriales; Sporocadaceae.
GAUAAGGUACCUUGCAACGGUGCAAUCCAUUACCACGGGCUGGAUUAAUAAACUCCGCUGCCUCCCACACCCCCUACGAAAGACCUUCAAAGCUGAGCAGUCGCAUGUCAGCUUUCUAACACCACAAACGUGCUGUCAAAAUGUCACAUGAUAAAACCUUCGACGUUAUUAUCAUUGGGGGAGGACACGCUGGGCUUUCAGCAGCGCUUACGCUCUAUAGACAGCUUCACACCAUCUUAAUCCUUGAUAAUCAGAAGCCGAGAAAUUCAUGGGCUCUGCCAACGCAUACAGUGAUCGGAUGGGAGGGCCGUCAGGCUGAAGAGCUACGCGUCACAACACGGAACGAACUAGCUGCGACGGACCUUGUGACAUUCGCGGAUGGCGAGGCACAGUCAAUACAGAAGGUUCAAGAAGCAUUUGAGGUUACAGACGAGCAGGGACGGCAUUGGAAGUGCCGAAAGCUAUUACUUGCAGCCGGCAAGCAGAACAUCUUCCCAGACAUCCCAGGCUUUGAGGAGAACUAUCCUGCGCGAAUUUUCCACUGCAUGUUCACUUUUGGCUACGAAAAUCGCGGGUCUAAGCACGCUGGUCUCCUCGCCGAUGGAGCCUUGAGCAGCCCGUUCCAUGCCGCUAUGGUGGUUGGCGAUACCAGGAAGUUCGCAGAGCGAGUCACUGUAUUUACUAACGGAGACAGUGCCUUGAAGGAGAAGAUGGCAAUCGAGAUUAAGAACUCGGGUGUAACAUUCGACGAUAGACGUCUGCUUAGCAUCCAACGCUCAGACUCUGGUCUAGUACUAGAGCUAGAUGGCGGAUCUUCCCAGGAAGUGGAGUUCCUUGUUCAUCAACCGUCAACAAAGGUCAAUAUACCACUGGUCGAGCAACUAGGCCUAGAACUGGACGAAAGAGGCGACAUAAAAAAUGUUCCCCCCUUCUUCCAAACCAGUGUUCCGGGCGUUUUUGUGGCGGGAGAUUGUGGGUCACCGUUCAAGAUCAUACCUAUGGCGAUGUUCAUGGGAGCGAAUGCUGGUGCUGGUAUUGCGCGGUCGCUCGCUGCAGAUAACCUUAAAAACGAGCUUGCCUCAACUGUCAACGGAACGAGCCACGGGACAAACAGAAUAACUGUCAAUUAGAUCGUGAAUAGAUCGGAAAGUAGGACCGCCAUACAAAUCGGCCCGUUCUUAUUCGAGGUUGGAGGAUGGCCUAGUGAAUCAAAGUCUCUCAUACACUAUUUUAACAACUACACCGUUUGCCGAACGAGGCUCAUAGAACAAGAAUAAUUA